AUGCAGAUAUUCUCCUCAAAAGGGGAAGGUGAUGGGAAAAACCAAGAAAAUAAGUCAAAGGGAGACCAAGCUAAGGAGCUUCAAGCAAAAUAUGGAGGAGCAUAUUUAGCCACUUCCAUUACUCUCUCCUUGAUAUCUUUUGGGCUAUGUUGUGCUCUAAUUUCAGCUGGGGUAGAUGUACAAACUUUGCUUCAACAGAUUGGGAUUUCUACUAAUGAAACUGGAGAAAAAGUUGGGACUUUUGCAUUGGCCUAUGCUGCCCACAAAGCUGCUUCUCCAAUUAGAUUUCCUCCUACUGUAGCUCUUACACCUAUUGUUGCUGGUUGGAUUGGAAUGAAAGUUGAUGAAGAGAAUUGA
Molecule: messenger RNA, 357 nt
Organism: Fraxinus pennsylvanica
Lineage: Eukaryota; Viridiplantae; Streptophyta; Magnoliopsida; Lamiales; Oleaceae
Source: the annotation of a GenBank genome assembly